Molecule: messenger RNA, 4181 nt
Organism: Carcharodon carcharias (great white shark)
Lineage: Eukaryota; Metazoa; Chordata; Chondrichthyes; Lamniformes; Lamnidae
Gene: prdm15
Product: PR domain containing 15
Exons: 26
Coding region: 289-3843 (1184 amino acids)
Biological process (GO): regulation of transcription by RNA polymerase II; cell fate commitment
Cellular component (GO): nucleus; cytoplasm
Molecular function (GO): histone deacetylase binding; DNA-binding transcription factor activity; RNA polymerase II cis-regulatory region sequence-specific DNA binding
Source: RefSeq, a predicted model, not a curated record
UUGCCAAAACUAUGUCCUGAUGUGGAGGUUCCAAUCAGAAAGCAGGAAGCCUGGUUAAUGUUUCUUCUCCAUGUCCCAAGAGGGCUGAGGCCUCCACUGCCAUCGAGAUCAACUGAUUUGGCUCAGAUCUGGGAUUGAAUCCCAACCAUUUUCAGCUCAACUCUUGACUGUUUAUUAGUGCCCAGUGCAUUGACGGAUUGCAGCUGGUGGCCUGACUACUGCCCUUCAACACCUCUUCUGGCAACAGUGUGAGAUAAAAAUUGAAAUGGGAAUCACCAGAAACUUGAAAUGAAGACAGAAAAUGCUGCAAAUGCAGAGCAGGCCCUCGAUAAUCUGAAAGAGAAAAUCCAGAUGGCAGGCGAUGGCACAGAUGAGAGAUUGUUUGUCUGGUGUGACGACUGUGGAGAGUACCAUGACUCGGAGUGUCCAGAGCUUGGCCCCUUGGUGACGGUCAGCGAUUCUUUCGUUUUGAGCCGAGCGAGAUCCUCCUUGCCAUCCAGUUUGGAGAUCAGACAGCUGGAAGAUGGAAGUGAAGGGGUCUUUGCAUUGUCUCCCCUGGUAAAACGCACGCAGUUUGGACCAUUUGAAGCCAAAAGAGUCUCCCAACUGGAAAAAGAAGCUCUGUUUUCUCUGAAGGUUUUCCAGAAGGAUGGAUCUGAUGUUUGCUUUGACACCACGAACGAAGAGGACUGCAACUGGAUGAUAUUUGUGAGACCAGCAACAGAUUUUCAUCAUCAAAAUCUCACGGCCUAUCAACACAGCCACGAUGUUUACUUCAACACGUUACAGGAUAUCCAGCCUGGUACGGAGCUUCGAGUCUGGUAUGCUCUGUUCUACGGAAAGAAAAUGGAUAAAUUAAUGCUCAAGCAAACGGCGAAUCCAGUGAAAGAUGAGAGGCAGUGUGAAAUCGACGAGUCCAAACUUAUGCCAAAGAUCCAAUCUGUAACAUCUUUAUGUGACAAAGCCAAUGGGGACACCACAGUUUCUGCAGCACUGACUCCAGUCAGAGAUAAAGAGAGUGGUGUGGUCUCUGCCGUGGACCCGAACCAAUGGCCUUGUAAAGUCUGUUCAUCUGUGUUCCAGGAACCUCAGCUUCUCACAGACCAUCUGAUGAGUCAUUUGGAGCAAGCCCAAGGAAUGCCACCACUUGCGAAAGAUUCAAGUCCCACUAAAGAUAUGAGUCCUCUCACCUCUGACAGCCCGACCAUUGUUGAAGUUGCUGCAAAUUUGGAACAGAAGCCAAGGGCCAGAAGGCCUCGAAAGCCGAAGCUACGUAGGGAUGAGCCUGAGCCAUUGCCCCCAGAUCUGAAUCAGGCCACAGUGUCUGCCAGUGUUGUCAAAACUCCUCCAGCAGUUGUACCUUUGGAAGCACCAGUCCGUGAAGGAAAAUUGAGUGAAGUGUUAAAUCAUGGAAAAAUGUUGCGAAAUGGCCGUCAUGUGCGUCCCAAUUUGAGGCAGGUCCCAAGAAGGCCUGACACACGCAGAAAGAUUUUGAGGGGUCUAAGUGACCAGCGAGUCUAUCAAUGCCAUCUCUGUAACAAGUUCUUCAACAACAGCAGCAACCUGAAGAGACACAUUCGCUCUCAUGGUGAUAAACUUUACAAGUGUGAUGAAUGCGAGAAAGAGUUUAGCCGGAAGGAGAGUCUGAAACAACAUGUCUCCUAUAAGCAUAGCAGGAAUGAGGUGGACGAUAGCUACCUGUUUCAGUGUAACACCUGUCUAAAAGCUUUCCGUAUCAGGACUGCACUGGAGUUUCACAACUGCCGAACAGAUGACAAAACAUUCCAGUGUGACAUGUGCUUCAGGUUCUUCUCAACCAACAGUAACCUCUCAAAACACAAGAAGAAGCAUGGAGACAAGAAGUUCUCCUGUGACACCUGCGGAAAGAUGUUCUACCGGAAGGACGUCAUGUUGGACCACCAGAGGCGUCACAUGGAAGGCGGCAAACGUGCCAAGAAAGAUGAAAGCGAGACCAAUGGAAUGGUGAAGUACAAAAAAGAACCAUCAGGGUGCCCUGUCUGUGGAAAGGUAUUCUCCUGUCGAAGCAACAUGAAUAAACACUUGCUGACACACGGGGACAAGAAGUACACCUGUGAGAUCUGUGGGCGUAAGUUCUACCGUGUAGAUGUCCUGAGAGAUCACACUCAUGUCCAUUUUAAGGACAUUCCACUGAUGAAUGAGCAACAACGGGAGCAAUUCAUCAGCAAACUUGGGAUCACAGUGGAGGAAACAGAAGAAACGUCAGAUGCAGUAAGCGAACCCAUCCCACAUAAAUACAGCUGUAAGAAAUGCCAGGCCACGUUUGCUAAAGGGAGUCAGUAUUUGAAGCAUUUGAUGGAGAUUCACAAGGAGAAGGGUUAUGGUUGUACAAUCUGCAAUCGUCGUUUUGCACUGAAGGCCACCUAUCAUGCCCACAUGGUCAUUCACAGGGAAGAGCUGCCAGACUCCGACCCCAAUGUGCAAAAGUACAUCCAUCCCUGUGACAUCUGUGGAAGGAUCUUUAACAGUACAGGGAAUUUGGAACGUCAUAAAAUAAUCCACACAGGAGUGAAGAGCCACACCUGCGAACAGUGUGGGAAGUCUUUUGCUCGGAGGGACAUGCUGAAGGAACACAUGAGGGUGCACGACAAUGUUCGGGACUACCUGUGUGCAGAAUGCGGUAAAGGGAUGAAAACCAAGCAUGCUCUAAGACAUCACAUGAAACUCCAUAAGGGGAUCAAAGAGUAUGAGUGCAAGGAGUGCCAUCGGAAGUUUGCACAGAAGGUCAACAUGCUCAAACAUUACAAGAGGCACACGGGUGUGAAGGACUUCAUGUGUGAACUGUGUGGGAAAACUUUCAGUGAAAGGAACAGUAUGGAGAACCAUAAACUUCUCCAUACAGUUGGAAAGCAAUGGACCUGCAGCGUCUGUGAGAAGAAGUUUGUCACCGAGUACAUGCUCUUCAAACACAUACAGCUGACUCAUAAAAAGGUGGAGGCCCAGAACUGCCAGCUGUGUGGCACAAAGGUUUCCACACGAGCGUCGAUGAACAGGCACAUGAGGCGCAAACACCCUGAGCAGGACAUAAGCUUACAUGAGAGCGAGCUAGCAGAAAUGGACCAGGUCAAGAGAUUGAAACGAGGACAACGGAAAAAGCGGAAGGCAGAAGAAGAGGAGGAGGAGGAGGAUGAGGAAGAUGAGGAAGAAGAGGAAGAUGAUGAAUCAGCAACAGCUGCUGAAGAGGCCGCAAUGUACACUUACACUGAUAAAGAAACUGGUUUCACAGCAACUGUGGAUGAUGAGACAGAUUCCGCGGUGCAGAACAUGAGUCAGGUGGUUGUGACACUUGGAGAUUCAAAUGUGACCACGUCAACCAGCUCUGCUGGGCUCACAAACAUUGCGGUCUCACCCAACAUCAGCACCGUGGCUGGCACCCACUUCACCAACCUCCAGCCCAUCACGGUGACCAACCUGACACUGCAGGACCGACAGAUGCAGCUCGACUCCAUCCUGACGGUCAGCUUCGACUCCAUCAGCGGCUCCACCGUGGUGCACAGCCGGCCGAUGGAGAUCCAGAUCGAGGCGCAGCCGGCAGCCACCCCACAGGCCCACUCCCUCGCCCAGUCCAUGAACUUGACCACCUUUGUCAACUCCAUCGCCCCGGUGGAGAGCUCGCUGGGCGAGCAGCAGCACGCCAUGACCUGGAGGGCAGUACCGCAAGCUGCAGAUGGUCCUCACCACAUUCUCCAGGCUCAGCCAGCACCAGCACAACAACAACAACAACAACAACAGCAACAGCAGCAGCAAGUUCAGAUUCAGACACCGCAAUCCCAACAGGCCCAACAACAGAUAUACAACUAUUAAAGAAUUACCUCUGUGCCCCUGCCCUCAGAUAAGUGAAGAAAAUUUCCCCUCCGCCCCCCCUCCACCUCCAAUAUCAGAAACACCCAACACAAAAUCAACCAUGACUGACAUUCGGCACCUUUACACUUGGGGCUGCAACAGUCCACUCCAGAUUGAAGUCAAUCUGCUCCAGACUUUUUUAACCCUGCAGCAACAAAAUCCCUUCCACAGUCACUUCACUCCAUAAUUUCACAGGUCUGGUGGGUGUAUGUGUGAACACAGCAGAACCAUGUCUUGAGUGUGAUAUUAGCGGUUUAAAGUGAACUCUUUUUUUAAAUUAAAUCCUUUAAAAACAAAAA